Messenger RNA from Prunus armeniaca (apricot), 1782 nucleotides. The record is from the annotation of a GenBank genome assembly. NCBI's taxonomy places the organism in Eukaryota, Viridiplantae, Streptophyta, Magnoliopsida, Rosales, Rosaceae.
AUGUCUUUGUUAUGCACAAAAUCAGGUAUGUUGGGGCUCCUUCUCUUUUUCACUUGUCUGUUCUCAUCGUCAUUCUAUGUCUGCAUUUCAACUCCUCCAGAAGAGCACAUCAAGUGUUCAUCAUCCAGCAACACCAACUGCACCAUCACAAACUCCUAUGGCACCUUCCCCGAUCGAACGGUGUGUAGGGCAGGCAGUGUAGCGUACCCUUCUACAGAGGAAGAACUAAUAUCAGUUGUGGCCUAUGCAACAAAGAGCAAGACCAAAAUGAAGGUGGCAACUCGUUUCUCUCAUAGCAUUCCAAAGCUGGUUUGCCCAGGGGGCCAAGAUGGGCUGAUCAUAAGCACCAAGUACCUCAAUCGUGUGGUGGAGAUUGAUGCUGAAGCAAAGACCAUGACAUUGGAGAGUGGGGUGACUCUCAAGCAGCUCAUCGGUGAGGCUGCCAAGGUAGGGCUGGCCUUGCCUUAUGCACCAUAUUGGUGGGGCUUGACCAUUGGAGGCAUGUUGGGGACUGGGGCACAUGGCAGCACAUUAUGGGGAAAGGGAAGCUCGGUGCAUGAUUAUGUGGUAGGGCUUAGAAUUGCAAGUCCAGGAGGGCCUGAAGAUGGUUAUGUCAAGAUUCGGAGGCUCAGUGAUGGUGAUAAAGAUCUUAAUGCAGCCAAAGUUUCACUUGGAGUUCUAGGAGUAAUUUCACAGGUUACUCUAAAUUUGCAACCCAUGUUUAAACGAUCCAUUACAUAUUUACGCAAGAGCGAUUCUGACUUGGGAGAUCAAGUAGUUGGGUUUGGCAAGCAACAUGAGUUUGCAGACGUGUUAUGGUACCCCAGCCAGCACAAGGCAGUCUAUCGGAUGGAUGAUCGAGUCUCCUCAAAUACCUCUGGCAAUGGCUUCUUUGACUUCAUUCCUUUCCGACCCACAUCUUCACUUGAACUUGCAAUUAUCAGAACCACAGAGGAGAAUCAAGAAUCCACUAGGGAUGCUGAUGGGAAAUGCUCUGGUGCAAAGUUGGUCACAUCUGCUCUCAUAAACAAUGCUUAUGGUUUAACAAACAAUGGUGUGAUCUUUACUGGCUAUCCUGUUAUUGGAUAUCAGAACCGCCUUCAAGCAUCCGGGACCUGCCUUGACAGUCUUGAGGAUGCAAGGAUAACGGCAUGCGCAUGGGACCCCAGGAUCAAGGGAGAGUUUUUUCAUCAAACAACAUUCAGCAUCAGCUUGUCUGUGGCUAAAAAUUUCAUUCAAGAUGUGAAAAAGCUGGUGGAGAUUGAACCCAAAGCUCUGUGUGGAGUAGAUAUCUACAAUGGCAUCCUUCUGCGCUACGUUACAGCCUCAAGCGCUUACCUUGGCAAGCAAGAAAAUGCAAUUGACUUCGAUAUCACGUACUAUCGAAGCAAAGACCCCAUGGCUCCUAGGCUUUACCAAGGCAUACUUGAAGAAAUAGAGCAGAUGGCGGUGUUCAAGUAUGGAGCAUUGCCACAUUGGGGAAAGAACAGGAACAUAGUCUUUGAUGGAGUGAUGAAAAAGUACAAGCGCGCCAAAGAGUUCUUGAGGGUUAAAGAUGUUUAUGAUCCAAUGGGGCUUUUCUCUAGUGAAUGGACAGACCAAGUCCUUGGUCUUAAGGGUGGGGUGACUAUAGUGAAAGAGGGGUGUGCACUAGAAGGGUUGUGCAUUUGCUCACAGGACAUCCAUUGUGCCCCUAGCAAGGGAUACUUGUGUAGACCUGGGAAAGUCUUUGAGGGUGCAAGGAUUUGUACAUUUGUGGCUAAGAACUGUGCCGCUAACUAG